This is a messenger RNA of Brugia pahangi, 1305 nucleotides long. The record is from the annotation of a GenBank genome assembly. NCBI's taxonomy places the organism in Eukaryota, Metazoa, Nematoda, Chromadorea, Rhabditida, Onchocercidae.
AUGCAAUCAAAUGUGGUUGUAAAAGAGUCUACCAAAUGGUUCAUCGUCUGGAGUACAGAUACUGGCAAGAAAUACUCCAGAAUGGCUGGUUGGAAAAAAUAUGCGCGAAUAAUUUUGCCUCACAUCGGUCUCAUUAUUUUGUCAUUGUUGUAUGCCAUUGGUGGUGCACUUGCAUUCUAUCAUUUGGAACGACCUAAUGAAAUUGCUGUGAGACAUGAAAGCUUGAAAGAUAUUUCUGCUCAAAGAAAAUUGAUGCUUGACGAAUUAUGGAUUAUGCUGAAUGAUGAAUCAAUCUCAGAUGAGGAAAUUGAGCGUAUAGCUAUCCAUCACGUGGACAAUGUGACACGAGUUUUGUUUGAAGCUUUUGACACACAUUACAUCACUGCCUCGCAUCUACGAAGUAGCACUGCGACAACUUUAACUGAUGAUUUUGUGGAAGAAGAGGAAUAUAACUGGACCUUCACAACAGCUCUCUUCUUCACAGCUACUCUUUUGACAACAAUUGGAUACGGCAAUUUGGUACCGGUAACAUUCCAAGGACGGAUGUUUUGCAUUGUUUAUGCUCUAUUCGGUGUACCGCUUAUACUCAUCACUGUUGCUGAUAUUGGCAAAUUCCUCAGUGAAAAUAUUAUAUGGCUGUAUGCAAAAUAUGCAGAAGCGAAAAAAAGAUGCAAAGAGAAGAAAAUUGUAUGUAUCACAUCAGUGGUCGGUGAAAUAAGUGGUACUGUGAAGGAUCAGCUACUACAGUUCGGACUGGAACAAUAUGUCUCGAUACCGAUCCUGCUAAUUGUUGGAACGCUACUUGGUUACAUAACAAUUGGUGCUGUCUUGCUUGCUUUGUGGGAACAUUGGGAUUUCUUUUCUGGUUUCUACUUUUCAUUUAUUACUAUGACUACGGUUGGGUUUGGCGAUAUCGUACCAGUUAAGCAAGAAUACUUUUUAUUCGAUCUUUUCUACAUUGUUGUUGGACUAGCCAUAACGACGAUGUGCGUUGAUCUGGUUGGAAUUCAAUAUAUUCGCAAGAUUCAUUAUUUUGGACGAGCCAUUAAAGAUGCUCGUUAUGCUCUAGUGAAUGUUGGUGGAAGAAUGGUACAUGUUCCGGAUUUAAUGCGAUAUGCAUCUGUUUUACAUCAGAAAUAUGGUCAGAAAAGACAGGGACACCAGAUACGGCUAAAAGGGGCUUAUACUCCAGAAGAUUUACCUCUCAUUCGAUACAUCGACUAUGGUUCAUUAGCUAGUGAAGACAGUCGAAUGCACUUUUUCACUAACAUAUUUAAUAAACCUAAUGAACUUAGUACGGUUUGA